Perca flavescens (yellow perch) is the source of this 1662-nucleotide messenger RNA. Its product is annotated as piggyBac transposable element-derived protein 3-like. The record is from RefSeq and is a predicted model, not a curated record. The coding region runs from base 1 to 1662 and encodes 553 amino acids. Lineage: Eukaryota; Metazoa; Chordata; Actinopteri; Perciformes; Percidae. The transcript has 3 exons.
AUGGGUCAUGUAAUCAGGUCAUGUGACUUUAUGCCAACAUUCCAAACAUUUGUAUCAAAAUCCAAACUGGCAGCAUACGUGGACAAAGACACUGGCCAUGAGGGAAUUUCUGUCAGCAGUUUCUACAGUACAAGAAAGAGAGAGGUGAAGUCUGUAGUUUUGCCACCUGAUGGUUCAUCAGAUUCAGAGGAGGGAUCCAAUGAGGAAGUCGAGGAAGAUGAGCUGUAUAGGCCUACAGAGGGACAGUGUGAGGAUGACAGCAGCAGCAGUGACAAUUUGAAUGGCAGCUCUAGUCAUGAGGCCGAGGAAGGAGCAAAACAGAAUAAACAAGCAAACCAGAAUAAACGAGGGAAGAUGUUUAGUUGGAGAAAAACUGAGUUUGAGCACCAGUCCACUGCUACACAAAGCUGCUUCACUGCACCAGACGAGCUCUCCACUCCACUAAUGUACUUCUCCAAAUUCUUCGACAAGGACAUCUUUGAAGUCAUUGCUCAGCAGACAAACUUGUAUUCCUGUCAGCUCAUUGGAUGCAGCAUCAACACUAAUGUGUCUGAAAUCAAGGCUUUCAUUGGAAUGAAGCGGAUCAUGGGUAUAGUGAAAAUGCCUGCAAUGGAAAACUACUGGGCAACAGAUACAAGAUAUGAGAAAGUAGCAGAUGUCAUGCCACUCAAGAGGUACAAAUGUUUAUCCAGGAUGCUCCACUUUCAAGACAACAUGAGCUCUGAGUCCAGUGAAGAUGUACUGGACCACAUGAGGAGCAAGUGCAUGGAAUUGGAGAGUGAGAACCAGUUCUCAAUUGAUGAAAUGAUGGUUCCUUACAAAGGAAAAAAAGCUGGAAGUCUGCGGCAGUAUCUACCCAGUAAACCCAAAAAAUGGGGUAUCAAGAUCUUUGUCCGCGCUGGUGUGUCUGGAUUUUUGUAUGACUUCAUGGUCUAUACAGGGAAGUCUACAUUUGAUGGUUCUAAUCAAACUCAAGGCAAAGAGUUUGGGUUAGGUGCAAAUGUUGUCCUGCAGUUGUGCAAAACCAUCAGAAACCCCUCCGACUGCGUUGUCUACUUUGACAAUUUUUUCACAUCGUUGAGAUUGGUAACACAUCUAAAAGAUUCUAUGGGCCUCAGAAGUUCGGGCACUAUUCGAAAGAACCGCUUGAUGGGUUGCAGGGUAGAAGAAGAUCGAGACCUCCUACGAAGAGGAAGAGGCAGCUUCGACUUUCGUGUUGACAACGAUGCAAAGCUGGCUGUGGUCAAAUGGGCCGACAACAAAACAGACACUUUGGUGAGCUCCUGUGCGUCUGUCAACCCUGUUGGCCAAGUGAGACGCUACUCUAAAGAGGAGAAGAGAAAGAUAAGUGUGCCAUGCCCCAAGAUUGUGUCUGAAUACAAUACUCAUAUGGGAGGAGUGGAUUUGGCAGAUAUGAUGAUUGCCCUGUAUCGCACUCCAGCAAAGUCCCAUCGGUGGUACAUGGGCAUAUAUUGGCAGAUAGUUGACAUUGCUGUCAAUAACGCAUGGCUCCUCCACCGGCAUGAUGCAGCAGCUCUUGGUCAGAAACACCAGUGUCUGAAGGACUUUAGGCUGGAUGCUGCCAGGGGACUCAUCUACCUUGAAAAGCAGAAAAGGGACGGCCAUCCAAAGGAAAUGAAGACAAUACGCCACAAAAAGUGA